UUUCUCUCCUCCAUCACACACAUACACAUACACACACACACAGUGUUUAUAAAAAAUAAUAAUAAAAAAAAAAGUGCAAAGAAAUGGCGAUUACUUUAAACAGCGGAUUCAAAAUGCCAAUAAUAGGACUGGGUGUAUGGCGUAUGGAAGGCAAAGAUAUCAAAAAUCUUCUCAUUAAUGCUAUCAAACUCGGUUAUCGCCAUUUCGAUUGUGCUGCUGAUUACCAAAAUGAAACGGAAGUCGGGGAGGCACUAGCCGAGGCAUUUAAGACUGGAUUGGUGAAGAGAGAGGACCUCUUCAUUACUACAAAGCUAUGGAACUCAGACCAUGGACAUGUUAUCGAGGCUUGUAAAGCCAGUUUGAAAAAGCUUCAACUAGACUAUUUAGAUCUCUUCCUUGUUCACUUCCCCAUUGCAACAAAGCAUACUGGAAUCGGUACAACUGAUAGUGCGUUGGAUGAAGAUGGUGUCCUGGACAUUGACAUUGCCAUUUCCUUGGAGACUACAUGGCAUGCUAUGGAAGAAACAGUCUCUUUGGGCUUGGUUCGCAGUAUCGGGAUCAGCAACUAUGACAUUUUCUUGACCAGAGAUUGCUUAGCUUACUCCAAAAUAAAGCCUGCUGUAAACCAGAUUGAAACACACCCUUACUUCCAGCGCGAGUCUCUUGUUAAGUUCUGUCAGAAGCAUGGAGUUGCAAUUACGGCCCACACCCCCCUUGGAGGGUCAGUCGCUAAUACGGAGUGGUUUGGUUCGGUCUCUUGCCUGGAUGAUCCAGAACUCCAAGGCUUAGCUGAGAAGUACAAGAAGACCGUCGCUCAAGUGGUUCUUCGAUGGGGUAUACAACGAAACACCGUCAUCAUCCCCAAAUCAUCAAAACUUGAGCGACUUGAAGAGAAUUUCAAAGUGUUUGACUUUGAGUUGUCAAACGAGGAUAUGGAGCUCAUCAAGAACAAGGACCGAAAAUACCGAACCAAUAACCCUGCUAAGUUUUGGGGGCUUGAUCUAUAUGCUUAAACAAUAGCCAAUCAUACUUUCGUGGUGUAAGCUCAGUUUUUCCAAAACAGUAAUCGGAUUAGGCAUUUAAAGCCAACUAUUAAAUAAUGCACUUUUUAAUACUAAUGUUUGUGAUCGGAAA
Molecule: messenger RNA, 1134 nt
Organism: Erigeron canadensis
Lineage: Eukaryota; Viridiplantae; Streptophyta; Magnoliopsida; Asterales; Asteraceae
Product: NADP-dependent D-sorbitol-6-phosphate dehydrogenase-like
Exons: 6
Coding region: 84-1013 (309 amino acids)
Molecular function (GO): aldose-6-phosphate reductase (NADPH) activity
Source: RefSeq, a predicted model, not a curated record